Molecule: messenger RNA, 1016 nt
Organism: Mercenaria mercenaria
Lineage: Eukaryota; Metazoa; Mollusca; Bivalvia; Venerida; Veneridae
Product: putative nuclease HARBI1
Exons: 6
Coding region: 1-825 (274 amino acids)
Source: RefSeq, a predicted model, not a curated record
AUGAGUUAUAUAGAUAAACCAUGCUCAAACUGUUGUCAAUUUUUGGUAACAACAGGAAGAGAUGGUAUUAUCCAGUAUUACAGAUUGGACCAUGUUCUGACUGUUGUUGGGUUCGGAGUAAACAUCUGUGGGAGCAUGGUUCUUAUUGGGCUGCGAUUCCUAGCAAAAGGAGAUAUGUUUUCUGAUGUUGGGGAUCUUCAUGGACUGAGCAAAGCAUGUGUUUCCACAUCAUUUGAAAGGUUCAUCAAUGCUGUGAACAACAAACUUGAUAACAUCAGAAAUAAACGACAUAAAGAUUGCUUUUUACAAAAAAAAUGUAAAAUACCAAAUGUAUUGGGUGCCACUGAUGGCACUCUAAUACCAAUCUUAGCUCCGAAAGAGCAUGAGGAGACUUUUGUUUGUAGGAAAGGGUUCCAUGCAUUGAAUGUCCAAGCUGUUGUUGAUCAAAAAAUGAGAUUCACUGACAUAGUGACAAAAUGGCCAGGAUCUCAGCAUGAUGCCUCAAUCUUUGACAGCUGCGGCUUAAAGCAAUACUUAGAGAAUGGACAGAUUUCUGGACAUCUGGGUGAUAGUGGAUACCCACUGAGAAAAUAUUUAAUAACGCCAAAGCUCAACCCUGUCACAGAGGCUGAAAUGAGAUACAGUCGUGCCCACUUUAAUGGGAGAAUCAUUGUAGAAAGAACAUUUGGUGUCUUGAAAUCAAGAUUUAGAUGCCUUCAUAAAACUGGUGGUUGCUUGCAAUUUACCCCAGGGAAAUGUGCAAAUGUUAUUUCUGCAUGUAUGAGACUGCACAACAUGUGCAUUGACAGAAACAUUCCCCUAUAGAAUACAUGUCAGCCAGUUGUAUUUGGGAAUGACGAAAUCAUUACACAACGAAAUACUGGUUCAGGAAAUGCAGUAAGAGAAGCUAUCAUCCGACAAUUCCAGUAAUAAAAAUAUUGUUAAGAAUUUUAAGAUAAAGACACACUAAGCAGUAGCAGGAAAAUUAUAAGGAACAUACCAAACAAACUCACAGG